This is a messenger RNA of Coprinopsis cinerea okayama7#130, 2115 nucleotides long. RefSeq lists its product as hypothetical. Lineage: Eukaryota; Fungi; Basidiomycota; Agaricomycetes; Agaricales; Psathyrellaceae. Gene Ontology annotation, biological process: mitotic spindle assembly checkpoint signaling; attachment of mitotic spindle microtubules to kinetochore. Gene Ontology annotation, cellular component: kinetochore; nuclear envelope; mitotic spindle. The transcript is spliced from 6 exons. The record is from RefSeq and is a predicted model, not a curated record. The coding region runs from base 1 to 2115 and encodes 704 amino acids.
AUGAGCGGCGAAAACUUCAAAACGCCGUUGUCAAAACUUCGUUUUGACCCGAAAUCUGCGCGGUCGACCGCGGCGAAACGCGAUUCCUUGGCUGCAGAACUGGAACGAGACCCACAAUUGUCGACUGCCAAACGGCAGCAGCGAACUCAGGUUUUCAAUUCGACGAUAUCGCAUGCUAACCUCGAGCGACAGCUGCUCGCUGCCCAGACCGCCAACGCCGAGCUCGAGGCCAAACUUCGUGAAAAGGAGUUGCUCAUCGAACGUCUCGAACGAGACCGACGAUGGUUUGCCGACCGCGAAAAGGAAGAGCGUGAAGAGAAAGAAAGGGAACGAGAGGCCCACGAUGAAGCCCAGCGCAAAGCAGACAGCGACAUUCGUAACCUGAGAACGUCCUUGACGACCCUCAGAGAAGAAUAUGCUGAUCUUCAGGAUACUCAUUCUGCCCUGGGACGCAGCACAAGCCAGACUAUCGCGUCUCAGAAAGCUCAGAUUACGACACUGAACCACCGAGUUGACCUGCUUCAAGACGAGCUGUCGCAGGCUCAGCAGAUGGCUGACGAACGUGAUCGAAGACUGGCCGACCUUCAAGCUCGAUAUGACGACCUGGACGCGCAGCAAGACACCCUCGUUCACUCUGGAGCGGAGCAGGAAAGCAUGGUCAUCAUUCGGGAAGAACUACAGCGCCAGGCCAGUUACCUCCGGACUCUGGAAUCCACCAACGCGAAACUAUCGUCGGAGCUCACCUAUCUGCGGGAAAGAAACACCAACAUCGAAGUCCUCAGGGAGGAGAAACGUGGCUUGGAACUCAAACUAACCGUUCUCGACGAGCUUCGAGAGAAGGUCGUUAGACUGGAAGCUGAGGUCGAAGCAGCACGACGGGAACGAGAGGAAUGGGCGAGCAAGGAGAGCGGGGAAAGCAAGGCUGCGUCUGCUGCUGUCUCCCAGAAUCUGACUGAGCUACGACUGGCUCACGCACGACUGAUGGAGGAGCACGGUGCUACCGUGGCAUCUCUCCGCCAACGCGAGGUCGAGGCUGCCCACCUCGAAAAGCAGGAGGCUGUGUCUCAGCAGAAGAUCCAGUCUUUGGAGGAACAGCUGAAUUCCAUCAAGCAGGACCUGGCUCGCAAGGACUCGGCAAAACUUCUCGCUGAGCGAGAGGUGCAGUAUCUGCAGGCACUGCUGGCGAGCUUCAAAGCAGAGGAAGAGUUUCUGGAAAACCCGCCCUCGGUUGACGAAGCGAAAGCUCAGAAGAUGGAGGAACUGGAGAGCCUGCUCGAAGAAUACAAGGCGAUCAACGUACAGCUGUCGAAUGACGUGGAAGAGCUUCAGGCUGCUCAAGCUUCAUCAUCGCUCGUCUCAAACGAAGAGCUAGAGAAAAUGGAGAAGGAAAAGGCUGCCUUGCGACAGACUAUUGAAGAGCACGAGGCCGAAAUCAAGGAGCACCUCGAGAAGAUCGACAAGCUUGAGCAGGAGCUAUUCGACCUGUCCGGCGAGAUUGCCGGCGGCCGCCACGUACCUCCCAAGACACGAGUGCUCUGCAUGAAGGAGAACCCUGACCAGGAAUGGGUCGACCUUCGACAAGCCACGAUGGACCGCAUCAGGGCCGAGAACGACGCCCUCAUCCAGCGGCUGAAAGAACUCGAGGCAGGUCGCGCUGUUGCUGCAGACAGCAGUCAGGAGGAGGCCCUCCCGAAGGAGAGCUACGACCAGCUCAAGGCGGAGAAGCUGGCUCUCGAGGAACUGGUCGAGCAGAAGGAGAAGAGGUUGCUUAGGCUGAGGGAAGUUUUCAUUGCCAAGUCUGCCGAGUUCAAGGACGCGAUUGCUGCCAUCCUUGGUCUCAAGUUUGCCUUCUAUCCCAACGGCCAGGUUCGGGUGACGUCGAUGUACGACGUGAACGCCGCGUUCAUCUUCCAGCCUGUUAAGGGGGAGGACUCGAUGAAGAUGCAGUUGGUGGCGCAGGGAGAAGGAGGGUUGGAGGAUCUGCCGAACAUGGUCCAGUAUUGGAUCGAGGGAGAGCAGUGUACGGCGGGAUUCUUGGCCAGCGUGACGCUGGAGUGCUAUGAUAUCUGGAAGCGGAAUAAUGGUGGGCAGGGUGGACCCCCGCCUAUGUCCUGA